Messenger RNA from Medioppia subpectinata, 300 nucleotides. Lineage: Eukaryota; Metazoa; Arthropoda; Arachnida; Sarcoptiformes; Oppiidae. The record is from the annotation of a GenBank genome assembly.
AUGACUAAUUGUGCUCUUCACACAUGGUUUAUAGCAACUGAUAUGCAACUAGAUUUUAUGUACGACGACAUGGAGUGGAAUAAUUUUUUCAAAAUGUUCUUCUGGAAGCCAUGGCCACACUGUGCCGUCUAUUUCACUGUAUCUUACAUAUUGGGCGCUAUAUUUUCACUUUUAUUUGAAGCGCCUUUUCUUAAGUUGCAAUCUUAUCUUAAGAAAUACUUUCUGGAUAUUAAUCACGACAGCAAACAAGUGAAUGGAAACGGAGAGGCAUUUUACUAUUGGCAGUUUACUGACAAGUGA